Labeo rohita (rohu) is the source of this 1684-nucleotide messenger RNA. RefSeq names its product gastrula zinc finger protein XlCGF26.1. Gene Ontology annotation, biological process: regulation of transcription by RNA polymerase II. The record is from RefSeq and is a predicted model, not a curated record. Gene Ontology annotation, molecular function: RNA polymerase II cis-regulatory region sequence-specific DNA binding; DNA-binding transcription factor activity. NCBI's taxonomy places the organism in Eukaryota, Metazoa, Chordata, Actinopteri, Cypriniformes, Cyprinidae. The transcript is spliced from 3 exons. Bases 157 to 1527 code for a protein of 456 amino acids.
AAGUGUGUGAACAGGACUUUUAUUGUGGCGGGGCGGGAUGACGUCAUCAGUCUGCGCCACACUCCUGCAUCUGUGAUUCUGCUGAAGAAAGAGUUUCCAAACAGAGAGAAACUCCUGGAGAAGCAAGUGAGAUCCACAUAAAACACAGUCUUAAAGAUGGCGUCUGUUAAAGAGGAGAGUGAAGACGUGAAGAUUGAAGGAGAAUUCAGAGUCAAACAUGAAGAUACGGAGGAACAAACAGACCUGAUGCCCCUGAAAGAGGAGAGUCAGGAACUGAAUGAAAUGGAAGAGAAAAAUCAGUAUGUGAAAAGUCAUGACUUCAUAACUGCAGACAAAUCUUCUAGUUACUCACAGACUCAUAAAACACAAACUAGGAACCUUAAAGUCCAGAUGAGCGUUUACACCGGAGAGAAGCCGUUCAUCUGUGAACAGUGUGGAAAGAGUUUCAGGCGAAAACAAAGCCUUCAAAUCCACUUAAAAAUCCACAGUGGAGAGAAACUGUUCAUUUGCCCUCAGUGCGGACAGAGAUUUACACUGAAAAAAACACUCAGUGCCCACAUGAGAGUUCACACGGGAGAGAAGCCGUACUCCUGCCAACAGUGUGGGAAGAGUUUCCCACGGAAAGGAAAUCUUAAAAUUCACAUGAGAAUUCACACUGGAGAAAAGCCGUACCCCUGCCAGCACUGUGGCAAGAGCUUCUCGGUAAAAGGAAAUCUUAAAAAUCACCUGCAGGUUCACAGCGGGGAGAAGCCGUUCAUGUGCUCUCAAUGCGGAAAGAGUUUCUUACAAAACAGACAACUUGAGGUUCACAUGCGGGUCCACACCGGGGAGAGGCUGUUCAUCUGCUCUCAGUGUGUGAAGAGCUUUAAGCAGAAAAAAGAACUUGAUGCCCACAUGAAAAUUCACACUGGAGAGAAACCUCACACCUGCAAACUGUGUGGGAAGAGCUACAAAAUCAAAGGACACCUUACGAUUCACAUGAGAGUUCACACCGGAGAGAAGCCGUUCGUUUGUGAUCACUGUGGAAAGAGUUUCCGAUAUAAAGAAAGUCUUAAUCAUCACAUGAGGAUUCACUCAGGAGAGAAAUGUUUUAUCUGUCAUCUGUGUGGAAUGAGUUUCCCAGACAGGAAUCACCUCGAGAAUCAUGCAAAGAUUCACGCCGGAGAGAAGCUCUUCAUGUGCCAUCACUGCGGAAAGAGUUUCAAACAAAGAGCGAACCUUGAGAAUCACAGGAGGAUUCACACCGGAGAGAAACCUUACACCUGCACUCAAUGUGGAAGGAGCUUCACGGUUAAAGGACACCUUGAGUAUCACAUGAGACUUCACACCGGAGAGAAGCCGUUCACCUGCCCGAACUGUGGAAAGAGCUUCACAAAUAAAGGAAACCUUAAGACUCACUUGAGAGUUCACACUGGAGAGAAACCUUACAAGUGUCUGCAGUGUGAAAAUAGUUUCACAUACCACACAGAACUGAAACGGCAUUUGCAAACUCAUUCUGGAGAGAAACUGCUGUUUUCCUCAGCGUGAAAGGAGUUUAGCAAAGGGAGAAAUUUCAACAGUCUUUGUUGCAUUGACUCUGGAGAAAAAUAAUUCAAUUGUGAUUAGUCUAAUAAAAACAUCACAUCUAGACAUACCAAUGGAUGUAAAUGUGAGACUGUGUUUGUGUUCUUUAAAAGAAUUAAAG